This is a messenger RNA of Octodon degus (degu), 3414 nucleotides long. It is a transcript of the gene Stk38, whose product is annotated as serine/threonine kinase 38. Gene Ontology annotation, molecular function: ATP binding; protein serine/threonine kinase activity. Bases 285 to 1682 code for a protein of 465 amino acids. The transcript has 14 exons. The record is from RefSeq and is a predicted model, not a curated record. Lineage: Eukaryota; Metazoa; Chordata; Mammalia; Rodentia; Octodontidae. Gene Ontology annotation, biological process: intracellular signal transduction; peptidyl-serine phosphorylation.
UCAGCCCCGGGCCGCCGCGGUCACCCCUUGCCGCUGCCGCCGCCGCGGGGGACUGAGUGCCGUGGCCCCUCUCCCUUGCCGUCUUUUCCGGCAGUUGGUGCUUUUCCAGCGGUCCUCUCCCGCAAAGACUCCUCGGCCCCGACCGCAGAGCGCCUUGCGCGUCGCCUUCCCCCGUCUGAGCGAAGGGCUGCCGCCGCGGGGGCUGCGCCUCAGCAGGUCGAGACCACUGGCCCGGCGGGCGUCCUCGGCUGUCGGCCGCUGCCCCGCCUCCCCGGGGCUCUGCCAUGGCAAUGACAGGCUCCACACCUUGCUCAUCCAUGAGUAAUCACACCAAAGAAAGAGUGACAAUGACCAAAGUGACACUGGAGAAUUUUUAUAGCAACCUUAUCGCUCAGCAUGAAGAACGAGAAAUGAGACAAAAGAAGUUAGAAAAAGUGAUGGAAGAAGAAGGCCUAAAAGAUGAAGAGAAACGACUCAGGAGAUCGGCACAUGCCCGAAAGGAAACAGAAUUUCUUCGUUUGAAAAGAACGAGACUUGGAUUGGAAGAUUUUGAGUCCUUAAAAGUCAUAGGCAGAGGAGCAUUUGGUGAGGUGCGGCUUGUUCAGAAAAAAGAUACAGGGCAUGUAUAUGCAAUGAAAAUCCUCCGUAAAGCAGACAUGCUUGAAAAAGAGCAGGUUGGCCACAUUCGUGCGGAGCGUGACAUUCUAGUGGAGGCAGACAGUUUGUGGGUUGUGAAAAUGUUCUAUAGUUUUCAGGAUAAGCUAAACCUCUACCUAAUCAUGGAGUUCCUGCCUGGAGGGGACAUGAUGACCUUGUUGAUGAAAAAAGAUACAUUGACUGAAGAAGAGACUCAGUUUUAUAUAGCAGAAACGGUAUUAGCCAUAGACUCCAUUCACCAACUCGGAUUCAUCCACAGAGACAUCAAGCCUGACAACCUUCUGCUGGACAGCAAGGGCCAUGUGAAACUUUCUGACUUUGGCCUUUGCACAGGCCUGAAGAAAGCACACAGGACGGAGUUCUACAGGAAUCUGAACCACAGCCUCCCCAGUGACUUCACUUUUCAAAACAUGAAUUCCAAAAGGAAAGCAGAAACCUGGAAAAGAAACAGACGUCAGCUAGCCUUCUCUACAGUAGGCACUCCUGACUACAUUGCUCCCGAGGUGUUCAUGCAGACCGGGUACAACAAGCUCUGUGAUUGGUGGUCGCUUGGGGUGAUCAUGUAUGAGAUGCUCAUCGGCUAUCCACCUUUCUGUUCUGAGACUCCUCAAGAGACAUAUAAGAAAGUGAUGAAUUGGAAAGAGACUUUGACUUUUCCUCCAGAAGUUCCCAUCUCUGAAAAAGCCAAGGAUCUCAUUUUGAGAUUCUGCUGUGAAUGGGAACAUAGAAUUGGAGCCCCUGGAGUUGAGGAAAUCAAAAAUAAUUCUUUUUUUGAAGGUGUUGACUGGGAACAUAUCAGGGAGAGGCCUGCUGUGAUAUCUAUUGAGAUCAAAAGCAUUGAUGAUACUUCAAACUUCGAUGAGUUCCCAGAAUCUGAUAUUCUUAAGCCAACAGUGACCACAAGUAACCACCCUGAGACUGACUACAAGAACAAAGACUGGGUCUUCAUCAAUUACACAUACAAGCGCUUUGAGGGCCUGACUGCCAGGGGGGCAAUCCCCUCCUACAUGAAAGCAGCGAAAUAGGACCCUUGUCGUGGCCUCCUAAAUGAGCGAGGUCUUUGUGUUCGUCACGGUUUCCCACCACACUCUAAAGAGCCUCCAGGCGAUUCAUGGUACCCAUCAGUAUGUCAGAGCAGCCUCCCGAAGUAUGGUAGGAAGCGGAUUUUCUUCCAUCACGUGUCUAAAACCUGCUGGAACAGUGACAACCAUUUUUACAACAUCAGCCAUAAACAGCUUUCUUGCUUCUUUAGAAGCAUCAUGAGCCAAUUUGAUAGGUAUUUUAAAAAAGAAUUUGGAUUUUCCUAGGUUUAUGUGAACAAAGGGAAGAAACAGCCAUCUUCCAGACUUCCUGAGUUUACGUGUACCCGCUGAGUAUCAACCAGCCCUGUGGUAGAGCCACAUGCUAUCUGCCAAGCCCACCAAGUAUUUCUUAUUACAGCUAAAGGUUCCACAGUACUAAGGAAAUAAAGCAAUAAGGAGCGCCUCAGCAACCAGCACCAGCACCCUGGCUGAGGGAAUCACCAGCUACACCGGGGCAGGCUCCCGGGCCGCGGCCGAGCAACAAAUGGCUUUGCACAGCCUCCAUUUGUUCGUGGUGCACUUUAUCUAUGCUAAGGUACAGCCCCUUCGGUCCCCUGCCUAGCUCACGCUUCCCGCCUACCUAAAGGACUUGCACCGCCCUUCUGAGUGUCCAGGGGGGAUAUCAUUUCUUAGAGGCCCAGAAACCUUCGGACACUGCCGAGGAGUCUGGUUUGCGUGCGACCCCUCACUUUCUCUCGAGGCUCUAUAGAAAAGCCCUAAGGCACAGUCGUGGACCAGCAGGACCUGUCAGUACUGCCCACAGGAACUCAACAGAUUCCUGGGAAGACAGCAGCAAGGGGAGCCCAGAUAGAAGUGGAGCCCCGCUGCCUCUUGGCCUUCCCAAGAAUGGUGAGGGAAGAGCCAGGUGGAGCUGCGCCAGCAGACAGGUCCUUGGUCAGCCGCUUUUUAUCUCUCCUCUUGGUACUUGUCCUCCCCCAACCUUGAGUAGCCAUUUUGCCUUGGAAUCAUGAUCAUGAAGUUUUCCUUUGCAGACAGAUGCCUUCCUGGGGGAGCUCUCCCAGGGCUAAAGGGUUGCCUGCAGCUUGUGCUCACCAGGCCUCUCCACAAUGGUGGUCUCUCUUGAGACCAUCUGAAUUUUAGCACAAGUGCCUUCUCUGUCACAGCUGCCACCACCUUUAGGGGAUUUUGCUGCGUCAGAAAAACAUAAAGGUUCAAUAUUAAUACAUCAUCAGUUUUAGUUUUAAGUUUUGAAAGAUCCUAAAAGCAUCAUUUGCACCGUGUGGGAACUGUGUGGCCUCUCACGGGCAGGCCACGGCAGGAGACGCUUCCUGUUCAACGGCAGGAUGCGAUGAUCCACUCUGAAGGGAAAGCAAGCCCCAGCUUAACCAUUCAGACAGUGUCGGUCACUGUGAUAAGUGAAACUGCUUUGGGGUUUAGUGUGUUAGACAAAGAAGAGUAUUACGGAAGUCUUGACUGGAUAAACAUAGGUUUGCCCCUUAAGCUUCAUUCAGAGCCUGUUAGUGGAAAGGAGAUGUUUUGUGUAACUUCACAGUCCUUGUAUUACCAAAUAGCUGGGGUGCUGGCCCCGCGUGUUCUGCAAGAGUGUGGUUAGCAUGGUAGAGAGGAGCAGUAGUGCUAGUGGCUGUUGGGGUGGGCAGGGGAAAGUGCCCACAUUUUAACUGUAAACUUCUGAAUAAACUCUGUGAAAACAGUA